GCCAAAACUGUAAUAUUGAGGGCUUUAGCUGCAAUAUUGAGGGCAAUAGCUGUUAUAUUGAGGUCUCAUGUAGCUGCAAUAUUGAGGGCAAUAGCAAUAAUUUUGAUGGAAGAUAUUGAAUGGAGAUUUAUUUAUAAAAUUGUUAUUGUUGUAUUUUUCAGAGUCAAUGUGAAGCUUGAUUUUGUUGGAUCAUGCUGUACUCUUGUUGCAGAAGAGCUUCUGAAUGACCCAGAUUUUGAGUUAGAGGACACAGUAGCUGAGCUGCUGUAUGGUACAAUAUUGGUUGAUACUAUAAAUAGAUCACCAGAAGCAGGAAAGAUAACUCCAAGAGAUGAAGCUGUUCUCAGUCAGCUUGAGUGUAUUAUACCUAAUGUAAAGGGAGAUAAUUUGUUUGAAGAUAUCCAGACUGCAAAGUUUGAUAUAUCAGUUUUACAAAGUCAGCAUUUCAUGAAAGCUGGGAAAUCCAAUCAAAAGGCAGAGCUACUUAAUAGAGAGAAUUUUAAGAAGGACCUGGAUGAUUUCUGCGAGAAACAGAGCUGUGACGUGGUGGUCAUCAUGACCUUGGUAAACAAUGACGAGGGUAAACCAGAAAGACAGAUUGCCGUUUAUUCUAAAAAUAGAAUUUUUCGAGACCAGAUAUCUGACACCAUGGACAACUCUGAGGACAUUGAUCUAGGGCUCGAACUAUUAUACCCACCAUUUGAGGACAUUUCAGUUUUUACACAGAAUAAUGUACAGGCUUCAAGGAAAAAGGUGAUGCCAAUCCUGAAGUCAUUUCUCCAUGGUGACAUCACGCCUGAUGUUUCCAGCAAAGAUUUUGUAACGCAGCAUUCUGUUGCCAUGGCAACGGAAGGAUUCAGUCAUCUUGAAGUGGGUGAAUCUGAAACUGUACCUGAAGAGACUGAGACAGAAAAUCGUGUGAAAUUCACGAUUGAAUCCUUGGAAAGGAGUUCAACGGACGAAGAGUUAGUGCCAGUUGAAGGUUUCGGGGAAAGUUAUAAAAACUAUGAUUCUGUGGAUUUGGAUAGUUCUGGCAGUAUUGGGGUUAAAAACACUGUCCACGUGCAGCAGAUCCCGCAUGAUUUCGAUCUUUCAAUUAAAAGUGGUACCGCAGACAGUAACAAAACGUCACGAAAUACCCAGAAUCCUUUUGGAGAUUUACCGUCGUCUGAUUUCAAUUCAGCUUUGUUGUCAUCUGCUCAUUCUAGUAACAUUUUUGAUCUUGGAAUAUCUGAUAGUGAACUUGUUGACCCUUUUAGUUCAGUUGAAGAUUCUGCAAAUCCAGAUUCUGUAGUAAAUAGCCCAAAGACGAAUAUAUUAGGUAAAAGUAGUGAAAAUGAAACAAAAUCACUUGACAUAAGUGAAGAUGUGGAACCACAUGUUAAUGAACUGAGUGAACUUGAAGGAAAUAGUGAAAACCAAAUUAUUUCUUGUGAUACUGGAAAUCCAAUAGUUAAAGAAGCUUCAGUGAAUGAAGAUGAUGAAAUAUAUGCUCAAAAUGGAAAUCCUUUUUUAAGUGAUGAUUCUGAUAGGUCAGAACAGGUUGUGAACUUUCAGUUGAGUGAGUAUGGUGAGGAUGGUAAUGCAGCUGACGAUUUUUUCAAUACGAAUGACAAUAAUGCCAAUAAGUUUGGCGCUGUUAACUUUCUAGAUGUGAAUACGCUAAGGAUUGAUCAUCCGCCGGCACGGAAAUCAGCGAGUCUGAUUGUCGAGUGUGACGAUAAAUCGCAGGCUGAUGAUUUAGCUGAACUUGAAGAAUCGGAACUCUUUGAUAAAAUGAAUACACCGGGUCAUUCCGGUGAAAAUAGUCCAUUUGCAAUGUCCGGUUUGAACUCCCCUUUUAUCAAUUCUGGCACUGGCACCCCUUUUGAGUUACCAUCGAAUUACCAUUCCAGAACGACGUCUGAAUCCGGUUUCCCCGACAUUGCGCCGCCUCCAAAUAGUUUAAUGGAUACUGGUUUCAGUGAAGAUGAUACAGACAGACGGUUGCCGAGUUUCAAUAGUGCGGAAAUGGUUGACCGUAUUCAGCAGAAAAAAGCUUCUCUAGGAGGGGGUCAAGGUCUUUUCGAUCUGGAUGAAAAAGCUGAAGAGUCGAGUACUCCGUACACACCUCAGAAUAGUUACCGUGAAGAAGGAUUGUUCAUGCGAGAUAAUAGUCUUCCUAACCUGAUGGAUUCCGAUUUUGUUGAAAAAGUUCAACAGAAAAGAAAUUCUCUUUCAGCUAAUCUUCUAUCCUCGGACACUAAUGAGAAGACAGAAGUUAAAGUCUCCUCAACAAAUCCCUUCGGAGAUUUUACUGAUGCUACAAUUGUAUCAAAUGUGCCAUCUUCCAAUCCCUUCUUUCAAACCAACGAGCAAAGUUUAGAAUUUGAUCCAUUCGGACCCAUAGGAACAUCUACUGAUGAAGACAGCGAAGUUGUGCAAGGUGGUGCAUCUAAUCAGGAUUUUAUGGGAGAUUUAAGUGAAUUUAAACCAACUGGUGAAGUUACUGCUACAAAUGAAGACAUUUUGGAUAUAUUUGGUGAUUCAAGCACAAACAAAACAGAAACUCUUGUAGAAAAUCAAACCAGUUCUCAAGAUUGGUUUGGUUUUUCAAGCUUUGAUGAACCGACUGAGUCUAAACCGGACCAUACUUUGAAUCCUUUUCUCGCAGAGUUUGAAAACAAUGCACAGACUGAUCAAGAUGCUUUAACUGAACCUGUCGAUAAAAAUGUAGACACAAGAACUAACUUGUCUAUUGAAACUAGUGAAUUUAUUGACCAGCCAGUUGAAACAAAUGAAAUUAACGACCAGUCUGUUGAAAGUAGAGAAAAUGGUGACCAGUCUGUUAAUACUAAUGAAAUUAUUGACCAAUCAACAUUGAAAGCACUGAAUGACUCAGCAAAUUUGGAAGCAGCUGACACUGUCUCAGAAGCGUUAGCAAGGGAGAUAAUUCAUAAUGCCAUAGAAACGUUUCCUGACUUGUCCAAUCCUUUACUUGCGACAGAAAUGAUGCAGAGAAAUGAUGCUGAUUGGACAGAACAAGGUUCCGGGGAUUCUGGGAUAGGUUCUGCCGGAUCUCCACAACAAGGACCAAAAGGUGGAGCCAGGAAGUUGAACCAUGAUUAUUCAGUAGAGACGGAGUAUUUACCCAGUAUGGAUCCCCUUCAUGGCAGCCUUAAUAUAACCUCGACAUCUGACACCCGCAGUAUAGAAACAGACGCUGACAAAGAGGUCGUUGAAUCCGAGUCAUUUAGAAAAGUAAGCAGCGAAGGUGCAACUCUUGUUUCAGAACAGGCUUUGAAACUUGCCAUGUCAGCAAAAAUGGAACACAUAACUGAACAAGGGGAUAACAUUCCUGAUAAGAUAAGGGACAUGAUAAUUAAUGAUAAUAUUCAGACGACCUUGACCUCUGAACAACUGGAGGUCACCAAUGCUUCAAUAAAUGUUGGUGAUGAUUUAUUUAGAACAGAUAAUGUCCAGGCAAACUUGGCUUCUGAACAAGUUGAGGUUACUACAGAUACAAAUAUUGAUUCUGAUGAUAUUUUUGGUACAGAUAUUCAGUCAACUUUGACCUCUGAACAACAGGAGGUCACCAACGAUUCAAUAAACGUUGCUGAUGAUUUAUUAGGAACAGAUAUAAUCCAGUCAACCUUGAACUCUGAACAAGCUGAGGUCACCAAAGAUGCAAGUAAUGACAUUUCUGAUGAUAUUUUUGGUACAGAUAAUUUUCAGUCAACUUUGACCUCUGAACAACUGGAGGUCACAAAGGAUUCAAUUAACAUUGCUGAUGAUUUAUUUGGAGCAAAUAAUAUUCAGUCAACCUUGACCUCUGACCAAGAUAAGGUCAUUAAAGAUGCAAGUAAUGACAAUUCUGAUAACAUUUUUGGAACAGAUAAUUUUCAGUCAACUUUGACCUCUGAACAACUGGAGGUCACAAAGGAUUCAAUUAACAUUGCUGAUGAUUUAUUUGGAGCAAAUAAUAUUCAGUCAACCUUGACCUCUGACCAAGAUAAGGUCAUUAAAGAUGCAAGUAAUGACAAUUCUGAUAACAUUUUUGGAACAGAUAAUUUUCAGUCAACUUUGACUGAGGUCACUAAAGAUACAAAUAUUGUGACAGAUGAUGUAUGUGAAGCAGAUACUCAGUCGUUUGAACAACUUGAAGGUUCCAAAGAUGCAAAUAAUGUUCUGGAUGAUAUAUCUGGAAUGGAUAAUAUUAUUCAGUCAACUUCAACAUCUGACCAGCCAGACAGCAAUGCCAUAAAUGCUGUAGAUGAACAAUUUGGGCAAACUGGUGGACAGUUUCAAACUUCGCUUGAACCAUCUGCAGCUCAAAGUGAUGAUUUAUUAGGUGGCACAGAUACUGCUGAAGAUAACUUAAAGGAAAUCAUUGAUCAAAAUAUCGGAACAAUGGAUCUAGCGGGUUUGUCAGAACUUGAUGAUGCCCUGAGUACUGUUAGCAAAACAAAUGAAGUUUCUAGUUACUCAGAAAACUUAACAGAUGUAAUAGAGACUGUAAAAGAAGGGAUAUUAAAGGACAAUAUUGAGGCUAGUGCUGUUGAUAUGAAUCUAGGUAACAGUAACAAUAAUCUUGUAGGUGUGUUUGACGAUCAAUUUCCCUUUGAUAAUGAAAAGUCAGAAACACUUGAUUUGGAAGGGAAUGUUGUAAGCUCAAGUCAGGUAGAAAUGUUGGCAAGCCAAGAAAAGGACAAAGUUGAAAAUGAAGGCUCGCUUUUAGAUUUCACCAAUUUUGAAGAUACAGGAAACAAAAGUGACAACAUUGAGAGUAAAGCACCACAAGAGGAAUCUGAUUUCUUUAAUAGUUUAGCAGAAAGUAGUGAGACUAAAGAAGAAUCUGUAAAUAAUAGUGAACCAUUUGACUCUAGUAAUGUUGAUGUUUUUAAAGUUCUUGAUCAUAUAACCUCAGAAAAAAAUCAUAAAAAUGAAAAUGAAAUGUUGAAAGACCAAACCUUAGAAGACUCUGAAGAUGUAGGUGCGAAUGCAACAAAUGACGAAAAUAAUGAAGAACUUGAUGAUGAAUACAUUGAAGAAGCUGACACAAAUUUGGAUGAAGAUUUUGAAGAAGGAAUUGUAAAUAAAGGUUUUGUGUUUGACAGUACAAGUCUGUCUGAUGUUAACAUCGAAAAAGAUUCAGAAAGCAUGAUUGAAGAGGAGAGUGGUAGAAAUAGUGCUGAUGAAAUUGUCGGAAAUGAAUCAGAAAAAGAUGUUGAUGAAUCUGCAGUAGAUGAGUUAGAAAGUAAGGAACCUGAUUCACCUGACAUGAAAAAGAGUGACAGUGAUAAUAGUGUAAGUUCUGAUGCAAGUAGCAGUUUCCCUACCACUUCUGAAAGCGAGUCUGAACUAGUGACUGUUAGGGAAAAUGUAAAUGUAAUGACAGACUAUGGUGAAAUAUUUAGAGAGGAUAGUUCAUUUAAUCAGCAAGAGGGAGGUCAGGUUACUUUAUCAGGUGCUGCAACUGAACUAGAAGAUAAGGGUCCUGAUGAGUAUCAAGAAGUAAUUGAAGAAAAGAAUGAAUCUGAAAAUGUUGAUUUAGGACUGUCUGAACAAAACAUAUCUGAUAAACAAGAUGAACGUGUGGAUUCAGAAAUAAAUGAGAAAGAAUUUAAAACUUGGGUAGAAGAUAAAGAAAGGGAUUCCACAGAGGAAUUGAGUGCAGAUAAAGAUGAUGAAAGCAUUAAGUCAACAAAAGAUAUCAAUUUGAUGACAGUCAGUGAAGGAAUGACAGACAGUGCUGUUACAAUUGAAAGUGUCUCAUCAGUUGAAACUCCUUUAGAAGAGCAUGUAAGUGGUUUUUAUGAAGUAAAUCCAGAAAUUAUUUGUGAAAACACGGCAGAAAAUUUACUCUCAAGCUCAGCGUAUGCCACAAAUCUCGGUGAAAAUGAAACCGGUUAUUAUGGAGUAAAUGCAGAACAAGAUACUAUGAUUGCAAGUUCAGUAACAACUGAAAGCAUGUCUUCGGUAGAUACACCUGAAAAUGAAAAAAAUGUAACAGGAUUUUAUGAAAUGAAUGCUAGUCUUCUUGAACAAGCCAUAGAAAAAGAUGACAAUCAUUUCUUGAAUAUAGAUGAUGCGUAUUCUGAUGCAAGUGCCUCACCUUUAGAGACACCAGAAACGGAAGAAAUGAAAGGAUUUUAUGAUAUAAAUGCUGAAAAACUUGAAAAAGCCAUUGAACGAAUAGAUUCUUUAGAUGUUAAUAACUCCUUGAUGGUCGAUAGCACAUACUCUGAUGAUAGUAGUGUGUCACCAAUGGAAACUCCAGACAUUGAGAGUGUAAGUGGAUUUUAUCAAAUGAAUGAAAGUGUUGAAAGUUCAAAUCUAUUUUCUGACCCUAACGCUGUUGAGGAUAAAGAAACUGAAAAAGCACCGCUUGGGCCAGAUGAUGCCCCUGAAAUUAAUAUAGAACUUGUUGGAAGUCCCAAUAACAGCAGUAAAGAUUCAUUUGAUAGUGAGACUGAACCUGACUUUGAGCUCAGUGACAACAAAUCAAUGGAGGAAGAAAGGAAAGUUAAUGAAGAGACAAAAGCUGCUGAUACUUUAGAAGAUGAUAAGGAUCUGUUUGGGCAGGAUUUUAUUGAAAAUGAUGAUAUUCAAAAAACAAUUCAUGAUAAAGAGUCAAAAGCUGAGGGUGGUGAUGAGGAACAGGCAAGGCAAUCUGGUGAGUUUGAUACUGCCCCUGAAAUCAUGGUUGAAAUGACCACAAGUACUGAUAGUGUAGAGUCACAUGACAGUGCUGAAGAAGGGUUCUAUGAAAUGAAUGCUGAAAUUCAAGGUACCAUGUUACAAAAUAUAGCAAUUGGUAAUGCAUUUUCACCGAUAGAGAGUCCAAGUGAGGAAGUAUUCAAUUUAGAUUAUGAAAUUAAUCCAAUGGUACCUGAUGUUAAUGAUAUGAGUAGCUCUCAAACAUCGGAUGAUAUCUCUACGAAAGCUGACCAUAAACCUUUUGUAAGAUUUGUUGAUAAUGAGAAAGAAAUAGAUGGAAAAGUGGAAGAGAUGGCUGAUGUUUUAGUUGAAACAGCCUUAUCUGAAGCUAUAGGUUCACUGCAAGAACAAAUAUUCAAAGAUACUGCUGAAAAUGAGAAAGAUGAUAAAGAUGAACUUGCUGAAGAUAUGAUUGUUGUAGAUAAACCUGAAGAUAAUGAGAAAUUUGUUAAAGUAGCUGAUGAUCUUGUCAACGAAGCAAUUGCUAGUGCAAUUGAAGUGGUUCAAGAAAUAAGAUUAAGUGAAGAAGAACAAUUUAUUACUUCAGAAAUUGCUAGUGCAAUGAAAGAAAGUUAUGAUUCAAGUGAUUCUGAGGGCAGUUCUACUACAACAGAGGGUAGUUAUAGGAUUGUUAAUUCUGUUGAUUUCUCUCCUGCUGCUACACCUGAUAGAGAGGAAGUUAACUCCCCUGAACUAGUAAUUGAUAAAGAUCAUUUAAUGCAAGAUGAUAUUUUUGAAGAAAAUGAUUUGAUUACUACGGAGGGCUUAGAUAAUAUUAUUGAUAAUGAAAGAACUGAUAAAGAAUUGUUUACAGACAUAAAUGAGAGAGAAGACAGUGUUGUUGAAAAUGAAGUGACUGCUGAAAUCGAUACUUCUAGUGCAAUGUCACAAUAUUUUAAUGAUGAAAACGGCAAUAUUACUCUGGAAACAACAGAUCCAUCUUCACAGUCAGCUGUAGAACCUGAAACAGCUGAGCUUGAACCUUUAAAUGAAUGUGAUUUAACAUCAUCCGGUAUUGUAGGUAAUGAUAUAACUAACAAACUAGAAAGACAAGAAACACUGAUCCCUGAUAUAGUAAUAAGUAAAGAGGACACGCCACCAGGUUCUGAUGAUAGUGAAUCUGAACUUGUAAAUAAAACAGACAUAAAGCCAGAAACAGAAAGUGAAAUAUCUGAAGUAGAGGAAGAAUUGAUUGAAAAUGUAUCUGUGUCUAAUGUAGAAGCCAAUGCACAUGUGAUGGAUAGUAAUGAAAGUACAAAAUAUGGAAUGCAGGAAGAAGAACUAAAUGAUAACACUAAUGAUUUAGAAAAGAUUGAAAGUAUAAGCCAAACUAGCCCAGAGAAAACAGAUAACACGAAUAUUUUAGAUGAGAAUGAAGUUCAUGAAGUAAAAAGUGAAAUUGAAAGUGGACAACAAACAAGUAGUGAGGAAAAAGAUGAAAUGGCUGAAAUUUCUAGCCAGGUUCUAGUCAGUGAAACUGUUGAAAAAAGUGGAAAUGCUAAUUUGGAAGGCGUCCAGGAAGUAGUUGAAAAAGAUAUUGUUGAAGAUAAAGCAUAUUUUGAUGAAAGCAACGUUGAAAAGGAACUUCAAAUAGUUGAAAGUGAGAUUAUUAAACAGGAUACAUCUCUUGCUGAGAGUGAAGUUGGUGUUGUUAAUGACACACAAGAAGUUGUUAGCUUUGAUGAAGUAUUAGAUAAACCUGAACAAUUUAAAGCUCUUGAAACAUGUGCUGUUGAAAAUGGUACAUCAUCUGAGCUGAACAAUGAACAAGAAUUUGUUAGUGAAAUAGUAGAUGAAAAAGUUGAACUUGAAAAAGUUGAGAAUGAAAAUAAAAUUGUUUCUGAGCAUAGCAGUGAACAAACUUAUGAAAAUGGAGAAUUUAUUGGUGAAAGUGUGAAUGAAAAAUGUGAAAAUGUUGAAAUUGAAAAGAUUGAAAAAGAUACUGAUAAGCAAGAGGGAGUCACAUAUCAUAAUAUUAAGGAUUUAGAGAGUGAAAAAGAAGAGAAAAAAGGUGCAAAGGGCAAGAAAGGUUCAGCGGAAUAUGUGACGAGGAAAGAAAUAUUUUAUACAUCAGCUGGACGGAUGAGUAUUUCUAUAGACAGUGUUUUAGAUCCUCCAAGUGACACAGAUCAAAGUUAUACAGGCGGACAAGAUAUCAUUCAUGAAGAAACACAUGAGCCAGUGGAUGAUGACGAUGAUGAUGCCACUUCAGAGAAACAUGUUGUCAUAGAGAAGGUCCAACCUGAGAAACCAAAACCCAGUCAUGAAAAAAUGAAGAUGGAUGACACGCAGGAAUGGCACGAGGACCCGAUACCUGGCAUGGGUGUGACGGCACACGAUUCAUCUACGGACGAGUCUGACACUGAGAGUGACAGUGAAUACACCAAACCUGCUCGACCAGACAGUCUCCUUAACGGUGCAAGACGGAAAAAGAAGAUUGCCGCCAACAACUUCCUCUCUCCAGAUUCCACUGACGACCUUGUUGAAGGUGUCGAUGACAUUCCCACACCAGACGACCUUGAAACCCCUAGUGAUAUAGAAGGCGAGCUGGAAUGGGAAGCAGCUGGGCCAGACGACACACCAAUCACCCCUACGUCAGAUACCAAGAAGUUUGUAGAAUAUCGUGAUGACGAGGCGGAGAGAGAGAAGUAUGAGAAUACGAAAUUCCGUAAAGUAGAAAUAGCGGGCAAAGAUUAUCGUGUAGAUAUGAAGGUCAUUGAACCAUACAAGAAAGUCCUGUCACACGGAGGUUACUAUGGCGAUGGUCUCAAUGCAAUUAUUUUAUUUUGUGGUUGUUAUUUACCUGACCGAGGGAGGCGGGACUACCAGUAUGUGAUGGACAAUCUAUUCCUAUAUGUGAUAAGUACAUUAGAACUGUUAGUAGCAGAAGAUUACAUGAUUGUAUAUUUCCAUGGGGCCACGCCUAGAAGACAAAUGCCAAGUUUUGGUUGGUUAAAAAGAUGUUAUCAGAUGAUUGACAGGAGAUUACGAAAGAACUUAAAGGCCUUGUUAAUGGUACAUCCCACAUUGUGGCUUAAAACAGUUGUUAUGAUGACCAAACCUUUUAUUAGUUCCAAAUUUAGUUCAAAGUUACGUUUUGUAAAGACGUUACAAGAAUUAGGGAAGAUAGUACCUAUGGAGUAUAUCUACGUUCCCGAGCCCGUCUCGCAUACAGAAAUUAUGCUUCAAGCUGACCCGGACUACCUGGAGAAGUGGGAAAAAGAACAAGAAAAGAAAGGCCUCACACCAACCAAACAGUCCAAAUUUAGUUUCUUCAGAAGGAAAAAGAAUAGUUCAUCCUCGUCAUGAAGUUUGACUCACUCCACGGCAAUAGAUUACUUUAUCUGUUAUUGGUUUAGUUUCUUUUUGGUUGAUUGUUGAUUAAUUAAGCAUUAUUUUGUUCAAAUAGUUUGAUUUGUCGUUGCCAAGGGCUAGAAA
Molecule: messenger RNA, 10137 nt
Organism: Ruditapes philippinarum (Manila clam)
Lineage: Eukaryota; Metazoa; Mollusca; Bivalvia; Venerida; Veneridae
Exons: 18
Cellular component (GO): cytoplasm
Molecular function (GO): exopolyphosphatase activity
Source: RefSeq, a predicted model, not a curated record